This is a messenger RNA of Linepithema humile (Argentine ant), 2761 nucleotides long. RefSeq names its product STAM-binding protein. Lineage: Eukaryota; Metazoa; Arthropoda; Insecta; Hymenoptera; Formicidae. Gene Ontology annotation, biological process: protein K63-linked deubiquitination. Gene Ontology annotation, cellular component: endosome; membrane. The record is from RefSeq and is a predicted model, not a curated record. Gene Ontology annotation, molecular function: metal-dependent deubiquitinase activity; K63-linked deubiquitinase activity; protein binding.
UGAAUAAUUGUUAUUGUUCUAUAAUUUUUUUAUCAAUUUUUUUAAGCAACAAAAUAAACGUCGAAAAAAAUAUCUUCGGCGUGAAACAUUGAGGGAAAUUGGACAUUUUCUAAACGUUUGUUAGAUUACAAGUAUAGUGAAACUAACCUGAAAGAUGGACAAGGCAAAGCAAACUUGGGAAGAAAUGGGUAUCUUAGACCCCAAGGAACGACUUAAAAACCUCUUCGAACGAGCUUCUAAGGUGGAGGUCGAUCCAAAUACUCCGCCUAGAAGAUAUUACCGUAGUGGAGUGGAAAUGGUCAGAUUUGCAAAUAUGAACAUACAGGAAGGCAACUAUGAAAACGCAUACACAUUAUAUGUAAAGUUUAUAACACUUUUUGUGGAUAAGAUAAGAAAUCAUCCACAAUAUAAUAGUGUAUCAGCUAAGGACAAGGAGAUGAAUAAGCAAGAUUUACGAACUAUCAUUCCUAAAGCAGAAGAACUAAAAAAACAAUUACUUAAUCAGUAUCAAGCAGAGCUAGACAAGUAUUUGAAAGAUUUAAAGGAUAGAGAAAAAAUUGAAAGAGAACGUUUAAGACAAGAAGAACUUCAAAGGCAAAAAGAGGAGGAAGAAAGAAGAAAUAAAAUGGAUGCUUUGGCUGCUGUUAGAGCAGCAAAGGCUGCUAUUAGUGCAAAUGUGGUAGUACCGGAGGAGGUAAAGAGUAAGCAGUUGCCCUCCAUCAUACCUAAGACUGUGAUAAGUCCUUCAAACGAUGACAAAACGUCUAAGCCCUCCAAAGACAUGAAAACGCCAGUAGUGGACCGUUCGACGAAACCCUCUUUAUUGACGAGCGACGGAUUAUCGUUGCGUGAUGUCAUUCUACCAAGUAAAUUAAUGCACGACUUCCUGAAGCUCGCCUUCAGCAAUACGAUGAGUAAUAAAGAGACGUGUGGCAUUUUGGCUGGUAAAUUGGAACGAAACAAAUUGCUAGUGACGCAUCUAUUAAUUCCGGAACAAACUGGCACUCCGGACUCUUGCACUACACAUAAUGAAGAAGAUAUCUUUGAUUAUCAAGAUCAGCACAAUCUUAUCACCCUCGGCUGGAUUCACACGCAUCCUACACAGACUGCAUUCUUAUCGAGCGUGGAUCUCCACACGCACUGCGCUUAUCAACUUAUGAUGGCUGAAGCGAUAGCAAUAGUUUGCGCACCCAAGUAUGACGAAACGGGAUUCUUUAUUCUAACGCCAGAUUAUGGCUUAGAUUAUGUUACAAACUGUAGAAAAACCGGAUUUCAUCCACAUCCCACCGAACCACCGUUAUAUACAAAAGCAAAACACUGCAAACUGGAUGUAACGACCGUCAUUAACGUUGUGGACUUGCGAAGAAAAUGAUACAUCUCGGACGCGGGAUAAUUAUAUUUUAUUAAAAAAUAUUUUUAUAAUAAUUAUAUCCUAAAAUUGCAAUCCACAAUAAAAAUCGGCGAGCCUUGUUACAUGGUUAGGAUAUAUAUGAUACACAAAAUCCGCAAAUAAUUUAAUUACACCGAGAAUAUUACGUAUUGUAUUAAUAAUAUUAAACAAACGCAUGGCAUUUAAAAUUUGCAGAGAAAAUAUAUGCGAUAUAUUAAUUAUUUCUGUGGAUAGAAGACAGAGAACAACUAAAAAAGAGAAAGAUUAUUGCGAAUUUCUGUAGAUAGAAAACAAAUUAAUUUAAAAAGGAGCUAUUGCAAAUUAUAAUUAAUAGAGAGCAGAUUGCUAUCAUUAAUUAGAUAAUUAUCCAUUUUCGAAGGAAGAAAUCAUGUUUAUACAAUUAGUAAUAGUAGUAGAAAUAUAAAUAAUAUUUCUUUUUUCGAAUUAUGUAUAUUUAUAUUAUUUAUAUUAUUAUGUAAGCGCAAAAUCAAAUUAUUUGUACAAGUAAUGCACACUUUGUUAUCUUAAUGUUUUCUUUUGUUGUGAUAAUAAUAUGAACAUUGUUACCUUAAUAUUUUAUUUCUUGAUUUUUACAAUGACACAUGCUUUUCUUAUAUUCAUCUUUCACUUACAAAGUAUAUUGUUUAAAAAAUAUAAAAUAUUUUUAUAUAUUUUUUUACAAAUUUUUACAUUAUGGACAUUCAAUAACCAAAGCGUAAGUGUUCUAUUGCUUCUAUAAUUGGCAAAGUAUCAAUCUUUUUCGUUUAAUAAAUUGUUAAUUUCAAUAUUAAGAAAAUGUUUACUUGUUAAUGGGUUAAUUUUUUACUUAUUAGAUACACGUUUUGAUUUAAACAAAUUUCGAGUUAAAAAUAUCUAUAAAUCUUAUUUUUCUGUAUAAAAAUCACAUAAAAUUCACGGUGCCUUUUUGAGAGAAACAAUGGUGUUCAUAAUGUUACACUCUAAUUACAUCGACAUGACGUUGGACAACAAUUAAUCAUUUAAUAUGCAAACUUAGUGAUAAUUAUUAUAUAAUUUAUUAAGACACAUCAAAAGCUUUAUUAAAAGUAAGAGUUUUACUGUGCGAUACUAUGUAGCAUGCAUAGAAAAGCUAUAAAAUAUUAGGAAUAGAUUAAUAUGUACUACAUAGUACUACAUAUACUAUAUAUGUAUUACACGUUGUAUUUUCUAUAUAUAGAACCAUAUGAGGUGUCUACGCAAAGAUAAGGGGAUCAAUAAUGAGGAUUACGCUCAUUAAUGACUUAUUAACGUAGUGGAGUUUCUCGAGACACCGUAUAUUUAUGUACGAUGCCAGUCACUACUUAAAUUAUAGUUAAAAUUACAAUUAUAAAUAAAUUAGUGAAUUAUCAAUUA